UUGGUGCUAAAAUUUGCUCAUAACACGUUUUUUGAUCCAGUAAGAAAGUGAGCCAUGAUAAUCGUAUUGAUAUGCUUGUUAGCUUCAAGCUUGGCCCUGAAUUUUGGCAACUUGGUGAGGCAGAAUGAUUUUAUUCCGACAAUGAACGUCACCAAAGUCCUGGCGCAUCCUCAUUUUCACGUCGACCGCGUCAGUGUUGAGGGAAAUCACACGUUCAUCGCCAGGUCGUUUGAGGACAAAUUAGGCGCGGUGCACAGGGAAAAUAUUGAAAUUGUCACAAUCGAGGAAAAAUAUACCGAGUUUGAAGGCAUCGACGACUACCUGGACGAUUUGACUUUGCCCGGAGAAUUUAUUGAAGAAGAAAGUUCGGAGACCGCUUUUAUCGACACUUGCCGUGUUAUCGAAAGCAAAGACACGCGCGUUAAGCGAUACUGUGAUUAUGAAAGAUGCUGCACUCUGGUGGACAAUAACUACUGCUUAUUUGGAACUUCCGAAGGCAAAUUGUAUUUCCAAGUGGGCUUUAAGUACUACCUCUGCAAAAUGUGCCCCGACAGAAUCAGAUUCAGGUUCCGGGCGCGCAUGCCGGGAGUUUACGUUUUGCGAUUUGUGACCCGCAAGGGUUCGUACGUUCUGGUUCUGCGGACAUACAAGAAGUUUCAGGUGGUGUCCUUCUUGUGGCCGAGGACGGUCCACUUAGGAAGGGGGUUCAAGGUGUUCUUGAUGGUUUACCCUGACAGCAAGUGCAGCUUGUUUGACUAUUCAUUCAGUUGGAGUUGUCUGGACGCUGCGAAGGUGUUAGACGGCAGCGUGUCGUCUUGCGACGGCGACUUCGGCGUCAUUAUGAGGAUGAAGAACGUCGUUCUGGUAGAGCAGAUGUCCGUCCUCAACGUCUGCAGAUUCGUCAAGGUUGGCUCAUGCACCUUCAUCUAAACCACCGAUUAAAGCGAUCAAGUUAAUUUGAAAUAAUUAAAAAAUUAUUUAAUAUUUAUCUAAAUAUCUAGCAAUUUGUCUUAUUUUAUUUUACUAAACUUUCAUACUGUAAUAAAACAUAAAUAUUGUAUCGUACUUUUCGCAACUUGCAAGAUUUUAAUUGAAUAUAAAUUCGAGAACUGUUUGAGAACAUUUCAUUUGAAAUUAAAUAUUAAAAUUUGAAACUGGGAAAACGAUUUACGACGCUAUGCAAAAGUCAUCAUUCAUUUCAUAAUAUAUAGGCACUCCUAAAAUAAAUAGA
Molecule: messenger RNA, 1231 nt
Organism: Neocloeon triangulifer
Lineage: Eukaryota; Metazoa; Arthropoda; Insecta; Ephemeroptera; Baetidae
Exons: 4
Coding region: 55-930 (291 amino acids)
Source: RefSeq, a predicted model, not a curated record